Molecule: messenger RNA, 1387 nt
Organism: Telopea speciosissima
Lineage: Eukaryota; Viridiplantae; Streptophyta; Magnoliopsida; Proteales; Proteaceae
Product: growth-regulating factor 1-like
Exons: 4
Coding region: 147-1253 (368 amino acids)
Biological process (GO): developmental process; regulation of DNA-templated transcription; DNA-templated transcription
Cellular component (GO): nucleus
Molecular function (GO): ATP binding
Source: RefSeq, a predicted model, not a curated record
CAUAUCUCACUCUGUGCUCUGGGUUUGUCCAACCCUUCAUCACAUCAACCAGCUUAAACGCUCUUUCGCUGUCUGUGGAGUCUGGACUCUGGAGUCCUUGUUUCUUCUGCUUCUACCUAAAGAUUUUGUUUCUUUCUUGCUUCUCUAUGAUGAACGCAAGGCAUGCGUCUCCUUUCACUACAUCUCAGUGGCAAGAGCUUGAACAUCAAGCUCUCAUAUUCAAGUAUAUGGUGUCUGGGGUUCCCAUUCCACCUGAUCUCAUCUUCUCUCUCAAACGAAGCCUGGACUCUACACUCUCAUCAAGGCUCUUCCCUCACGAACCCAUUGGGUGGGGUUGUUUUCAGAUGGGUUUUGGCAGGAAAGCAGACCCAGAGCCAGGGAGGUGCAGAAGAACAGAUGGGAAGAAAUGGAGGUGCUCGAAGGAAGCAUACCCGGAUUCAAAGUACUGCGAGAGACACAUGCACAGAGGCAGAAACCGUUCAAGAAAGCCUGUGGAAGUUAUUGCAUCAAACCCUUCAACACCCAUGUCAUCAAUCAAUCGAAACCAGUCGACGAUCACCCCCACCAAAAUCACCGCUACCACAAAUCCUUACUCCCUUUCCUCUCUUUCAUCAUCAGUUGCAGCUGACACUCAUCACCACCAUCCUUACUACAAUGCCUCACUCUAUCCCUUCCUUUAUCCUCACUCUUCUUCUAGACCUUCAGGUAUUGGUUUCUCACCCCAAAACAACUCUACCCAUUUGCUUUUAGACACUGGAUCUUACUCUCAUACCGAUAAAGAUUACAGAAGCAGGUACUCUAAUGGGCUAAAGGGGAAUGUGGAUGAGAUUGCCUUCUUCUCUGAAGCUUCAGGGACUGUUAGGAAUGUCAAUAAUUCGCCAUUUGAUAAUCCAUGGCGCUUAACCCCACUAAGGAUGAGUUCCUCCUCUGUAUCUCAAUCAAAACAGAAGAGUUGCUCUGCUUUACAAGGUGACUACACUCAAUUGCAGUUGCAGAACUUUACUGCUGUCUCUAAACAGCAAGAAGAACGGCAGAAUCAAGAGCAACACUGCUUUGUUUUGGGUACCGACAUCAAAUCUGAAAGACCAAUGAAGGUUGAGAGGGAAGAGGUACCUCAGCAACCACUGCUUCACUUCUUCGAUGAAUGGCCACCGAAGAACAGGGACUACUCCACAACCCAGCUCUCGAUUUCCAUUCCAAUGCCAUCUCCUGACCUCUCAGUGUCCAAUCCCCGAACCCAGAAUGAUGGUUGAACUGUCAAAGUGGAUGGGUUUUUUUCGCUGGAUCAAGAGAACUGCUCUGCUAUGCUCUGUGUAUUUAGGCUGUGACUGAAUAAUGAGUGCAACAAGAGCCAGAAGGAUUCCCUUUCUCUUUUUCAAUGGUUUGU